AUGCUGCCAAGGAUGGAGUGUGGUGGGCCCCAUGCCCAGGACGUCAGCGAGCAGGGCCACAUGCCCACCCGCCAUCUCGGAGACAGGUGGCCUGGCCUCCCGCCCUGGCUCAGGAGGCGGCACGCGGAGCGCCAAGGAAAGCCCAACCCCAGUGCCCUCGGGUGGCAGGUUACUUGGCCAGUCCUGGCCACCAGCUGGGCUGGGUUUGGGGCUGACUCUGGGGAGGUAGGGGGCAUUUGGGCUCCAGGCAGGAGGUUCAGGGCCCUGAGCACCAGAGCACAGGGCCAGGGGAAUGCCACUUCUCCCCCCCCCACCGCCCACCCUGAGUGGGAGCCAGAGUCUUGGAGCCGAUUGCUGGGGUACGGGGGUGGUGAGGGGUGGAGCUGUGGAGCGAGGGGGACAGCAGGCUGCGGGGGUGCCCUUCCUGGUGGUAUCACCGUGGAGAUGCCAGCCUGA
Molecule: messenger RNA, 456 nt
Organism: Rangifer tarandus platyrhynchus (Svalbard reindeer)
Lineage: Eukaryota; Metazoa; Chordata; Mammalia; Artiodactyla; Cervidae
Source: the annotation of a GenBank genome assembly